AUGACUCUCCUCCUCUCCGCACCGCUGAUCCUCCUCCUGCUCGGUUCCGGGUCCCUGCUCGGACCCGCGGCCGGGGCCGCGGGCUGCCGGUCCCGGAUCCCGCCCCACGACCAGGUGGCCCGGGUAGCGCGCUUCGUCGCGCACCAGUGCGACUGGGCGUCCAUGGCCACCAUCUCCACGCAUGCGCCGUUGGUCGGCCGGCCCUUCUCCAACCUGUUCUCCGUGAGCGACGGGCCCCGCGGGGCCAGCUCCGGGGUCCCCUACCUGUACCUCACCCGCAUGGAGAUCUCGGUCCAGGACCUGAAGGUGGACCCCCGGGCGUCCCUCUCCAUGUCUCUGGCCCAGACGGACUACUGCCGCCAGCAGGGGUACGACCCCCAGAGUCCCCUCUGCGCCCACAUCAUCCUGUCUGGAUCCGUCCUGGAGGUCAACGGGACGGAGGCCGACUUCGCUAAGAAGUCUCUGUUCAGUCGCCACCCGGAGAUGAUCGACUGGCCGGUCGACCACGGCUGGUUCUUCGCCAAGUUCAACAUCACGCAGGUCUUGGUCCUGGACUACUUUGGUGGGGUGAAGACUGUCACCCCGGAGGAAUACUUCCAGGCGGCGCCGCACCGGCAUCUCUGAAGCUGCCUGGGAACCAGCUGGAACCUGCAGCAGGCCGGGGUUCGGAUCAGCGCCGGCGUCCUAGCUGCGCCGCAGCGUCGCCAGGAGCUGCAGGGGCCACCAGUCGCCUGAUUCC
This is a messenger RNA of Cololabis saira (Pacific saury), 739 nucleotides long. RefSeq names its product cellular repressor of E1A-stimulated genes 1 (gene creg1). Lineage: Eukaryota; Metazoa; Chordata; Actinopteri; Beloniformes; Belonidae. The transcript is spliced from 5 exons. The record is from RefSeq and is a predicted model, not a curated record. Bases 1 to 624 code for a protein of 207 amino acids.